AAAAUCGAAAAAAUAAAUGAAUAGUUACAGUCUUACAGAUAUAGUAGAAGAGAAGCAGAGCAGUGUGGGGUGCAUCUUCUUCGAGAAGCCACAAUAAUGAAAAAGGAAAAUUUUUGAAGAAGGAGAAGAAGAAGAAGAUUAAUCACAGAGAUCUUGCGUCCUUUCCAAGUCUAUUUCUCUUUUGAUGCUGAUUAUUUCCGCCAUUAAAGCCGUCACGCUGUUCCCCACGAGAAAUCGUCAUGCCUUCUGUAAUAAUGGCGAAGGCUGGAGUUUAUGCUGCUCUGUUUUUGUUCUGUCUUCUCCAGUGUAAAUUCUGUGUCUUUGCGAUGCUAGACCCACUUGAUUUCUUGGCUCUGCAAUCCAUGCGGAAGUCUCUGGAUGAUUUUCCGGGCUCUAAUUUCUUUGCUUCCUGGGAUUUCACUUCUGAUCCUUGUAACUUCGCCGGAGUUUAUUGUGAUUCCGAUCGAGUGAUUGCUCUUAAUCUUGGGGAUCCGAGAGCAGGUUCGCCCGGGUUGACGGGGAAGAUUGAUCCGGCGAUUGGGAAACUCUCUGCCCUCGCUGAGUUAUCCAUUGUUCCGGGUCGGAUCGUCGGGUCUUUGCCGCAGUCGAUUUCCCAGUUGAAGGAGCUUCGGUUUCUUGCUAUCAGCAGAAACUUCAUCUCCGACGCCAUUCCGGCGACUAUAGGUGAGCUGAGGAAUCUUAGAACACUUGAUCUCAGCUACAAUCAGUUCACCGGAGAAAUCCCUCGGGCGAUCGGGACUUUGCCGGAGCUCUCCAACGUCAUUCUCUGCCACAACCGUCUCUCCGGUUCGGUCCCUCCUUUCCUCUCCCAAACUUUAACCCGACUGGACCUAAAACACAACGUAUUCUCCGGUUCGUUGGCCCCGGACUCCCUUCCUGCUUCUCUCCAGUACCUGUCCCUCGCCUGGAACCAACUCAGUGGACCGGUCGACCAGCUCCUCUCCCAGAUGGACCAACUAAACUAUCUCGACCUGAGUCUGAACCUGUUCACGGGUACCAUUCCAGGUCGGAUCUUCUCAUUCCCCAUUACCAACCUUCAGCUCCAGAGAAACCUGUUUACAGGAUCGGUUCAGCCUGAUGAUCAGGUGACAAUCACGACCGUUGAUCUUAGCUUCAACAGAUUGUCAGGUCCAAUAUCUCCCAUGUUCUCGACCGUACAGAAUCUUUAUUUAAACAACAACCGGUUUACCGGUCAGGUUCCGGUUAGCUUUGUGGACCGGUUAUUGGCGGCCAACAUCCAGGUUCUGUAUUUACAGCACAAUUAUUUAACCGGGAUCGAGAUCAAUCCGACGGCUGAGAUUCCUCUAAGUGCAUCACUGUGUCUACAGUAUAACUGUAUGGUUCCGCCCGUACAGACGCCGUGCCCGUUGAAGGCAGGGAUACAAAAGACAAGACCCACCGCGCAGUGCAACGAGUGGAAAGGGUAGAGUUGCAGAUUCAGCGACGUGUGAAGGCUGUUUUGGGAAGAUGGAAUGCCAAAAUGGGAUACUUUAUUGAAAGAUAAUUUUGUUUGGGGGACUGGUGUGAUUCAUUUAUUUAAUUUUGUGAUUGUGUGGGCAAUUAGCAAGAAAUGCAAAAUAAGGGGGUUUGUUAAUACUUAACAAAUUGUAAUUGUGUGA
Molecule: messenger RNA, 1640 nt
Organism: Rubroshorea leprosula
Lineage: Eukaryota; Viridiplantae; Streptophyta; Magnoliopsida; Malvales; Dipterocarpaceae
Source: the annotation of a GenBank genome assembly